Molecule: messenger RNA, 213 nt
Organism: Spirodela intermedia
Lineage: Eukaryota; Viridiplantae; Streptophyta; Magnoliopsida; Alismatales; Araceae
Source: the annotation of a GenBank genome assembly
AUGAAUCACUUCUCAAACUUACUACAAAUAGAAUCACAAAAUCAUAAGCACAAAUUACUUGACGUAAUCUCCAAAUGUAUAAAUGAGGAUGACAAUGAAGCACUAAGUAGAUUACCAAAUAACAAUGAAAUUAAGAAAACAAUAUUCAACAUGAGGAAGGAUACUGCUUUGAGGCCGGAUGAAAUAGGUGUGAGAUUUUAUACCGAAUGUUGA